This is a messenger RNA of Bolinopsis microptera, 3303 nucleotides long. Its product is annotated as intermembrane lipid transfer protein VPS13D-like. The coding region runs from base 1 to 3303 and encodes 1100 amino acids. The record is from RefSeq and is a predicted model, not a curated record. Gene Ontology annotation, biological process: protein targeting to vacuole; mitochondrion organization; protein retention in Golgi apparatus. The transcript has 10 exons. Lineage: Eukaryota; Metazoa; Ctenophora; Tentaculata; Lobata; Bolinopsidae. Gene Ontology annotation, cellular component: extrinsic component of membrane.
AUGUUGAACUCCAUCAAGAUACACUUCCAGGACAUCGUCACAAGUGGUGUGAUCCAGCACUCCCAAUCCCUCUCAUUCUACGACAUAAACCCCUCUACAGACAUCUUCUGUGCAUUCCAACUAGACGGUUUCCCCCAGUUCUACAAGCUCCAGUUCCCUUAUCUCGGCACUUCAACUUCCCGUAAAACCUUCAUGACAAGCGAUGAGAAGGAUAGGAAACUACCCAUACACGUGAGAUCAUGUCAGUAUGAAGCUCACGAGGCUGCGAGAAGUCUUCAUCCCCUUAUGUUUGAUUACAGCAAUGAGACACAUCCUCAACGCUUGAGCAAUGAGCAUACGCAUUGGCAAGCAGUAUCGCAAGUGGGAGCGGGUCUGUUCUCUAACACCACAACAGUGAGGAUAGUAUCUAGAUACCAUCUAGAGAACCACUCUUCACAACGGCUCCUUUACGCUCAGUGGUACCAAGUCAACAACCACACUCUCAUGGCUGAAUCCUCAGACUGGACUCCAGACAAAGAGCCAGUUACUGAGGCUGCUCCAAACUCUAUCAUGCCCUUCUCCUGGCCUCGUAACGAUCUAGAUCAGCUACUAUCAAUAUGUAUUCCUGACGUGGUAGACUGUGAGUGGUCGGGUGGAUUCUGUAUAAACAACCCACAAAGCAGUGUUGUAUCUAUGAGAGGGACCGGAGGGAGGAAGAUAUUCCUCCAGUGCACUGUGGUGUUGCAGCGGAGCUCUUAUCAUGUCGUAUUCUCCGACUUCAAUGAUCUCCCUACCCCUUACCGAAUAGAAAACCACAGUCUGGUAAGCGUGGAGUACAGACAAUCAGAGAGUCGGUCAGACAUGUCCACAUUACAACCUGGUAGCUGGUGCCCUUAUCACUGGGAUGAGCCCGUCUUGAAACCCCACGAACUAGAUCUAAAGGUGACGGGAGGUGAGCCUAUGAAGGUGAUGAUAACACCCACCCCCUACACCCACCUCUCUGCACUAGUCUACGAGAACGCAGUUUACCUGACACUCUCCGACACCUGGAAGGGAGGUGCCCCAGCUAUGAGGGACAUCCCCCUCAACCAGCUCUCCAGUUCCGGAUUUAGAGCUAUCAGGGUGGACGAGAAACUAGCCAGCUCCAGCAGCAGACUCGUGCUGGACGUUCCACAGGGGGUUCAGGUGCUUGUUAAGCAGUACAACCCGCACUCACUUAGUCAGCUGUGGCAGGUUAAGGAGUCAGGUCAGCUCAUGCACUUCAAGACCAAGUUAUUCCUGGACAUACCAGGCAGAGCUCCCAACCCUGGCACAUACGCCAGCCUGAUCGUGAAGCCUCCUGACGAGAACAGGCACCAAACACAGUGCUGGAGGUUCCGGGAUAACAGCUAUCUAACCUGCAAGCUGUCAGGGCUAGCUGUUUCACCUCGCAACGGUCUACUACAUGACGGAUCUGAUGCUGUACUAGACAUGGUCAGCAAGAACCCUCCUCACAUCUACUUCCACAAGCGCCGACCAGGUUGUGGAGCCGUGCUGAUGACCACCUCUCUAGACGGUCCCACGGUGGUUAUCAAGCUACUGGACGCUGUGGCAGGAGAACAAACUGUCUACACGGACUCCACCUCUAAAAAGGAGGAUGUUACCAAACCCUUUCAGCUGCAAGUAAAGUUACUGGGAGGUGUAGGCCUCUCUAUUAUCAACCACCUCCCUGAGGAGAUAUUGUAUCUCAGCAUGACUGGGCUGUCUUUAGACGCCGAGCUGGCGGGUAACAAGACUACUGUUGUUUUUGAUCUGCUAGGAUUCCAGGCUGAUAAUCAGUGUAGGGAGGCACUGGUUCCUGUUGUUAUCUACCCGGUAAUGAGGGAUGGAGAACAUACAGUACACUUCAGGAUGAUCAGGGAGGUUAGGAGCGAUGGCAGGUUAGUCGUGUACCCUGAGGUCCAGGCUCUGUUCGCAAACUUCAGCUCCCAGCUCGACGAGGUCUUACUUCUGAAACUCAUACAGUUUUUUGAGAUGGCUGGGGAUGUAAAUAAAGACGACCCAAAGUACGAUCCAGAAGCGGAGUACAAGUUGAGUACGAGGAAGUUGGAGUACAAUCCCGUGUUAGUUGAGAGUAUGUUAAUUCACCAGACCCAGGUUAAUGUCAGUCUGAUCGUGGCUCCAGUUCUAGAGGACGACCUCAAGGACAUCCACACAAGAUUAGGAAUGAGAUCUUAUCUGAACUUCUCCGACGUUACUUUUAAGCUGAACAAGUACCAUACCAGUAAUGUGAUAGCAGCUACUAGUACUAUAAGGGACAACAUCAUACGACACUACAGGGACUGCGCAGUUGGACAUAAACUCAAAAUAGUCCUCAACUCAGAAAUGACAGGUAACAUGGGAGGGCUGUUUAACGAUCUACUGAGUGGACUCUCAGUGGGGCUGGAUGGUGGCAUGUCAGAUACCGCCAGUAAACUCAGUUCAACUGCUAGUACUGUCUUAACGUAUGUUAGUGGAGAUGAUGCUUUCAGAGCUGACAGAGACAGACUUAGAGCUUCCAGAUACCAGAGUUCAAGUGCAAGUCUGAGAGCAGGAUGGCAGGGGUUAAGAAGUGGACUUAUCGGAGGGCUUACCAGCAUUCCCAGUUCUAUAGUGACAGGGAUUAACCAAGACGGAGUGACGGGGGCAGUGACCGGACUAGCUAAAGGUCUCAUUGGAACUGUUGCUAAACCAGCUGCUGGUUUACUCGACUUUGCCUCAGGGACUACACUGGCCAUUACGCAGAGUACUCGAUCUAGUCACAGUAUCGGAAGAAACAUAACGAUAUUCUUCUUCUUCUCAGGUGAGAUAAAAAGAAUACGGCUGCCUCGAUGUUGCAGUGGAGAGAUCCUGGCAACAUUCUCCAUAGACACAGCACAAGGCAUGGCUACUCUGUGGAAACUGAACCGCAAGUCACGUGAGGAACAGUUCAUUUCCCGGUGUGUGGUGAACACCCGCCUCAAGAUCCUGGUGUCCAGUGAGCGAGUCAGACUUAUCGAGAGAGAAUCUGGAAACAAGGUUGUGAAGGAGAUCAUGUUAGACUCGAUAGGACAGUGCGUGUAUGCUCCCCGGAAUAACGGUGGAACUACAGAACAUAACCUAGCUAUACAGAUCUACGAUACUCUGCCUCCACCAGGUGUUUUUAAUAUGGCUCCUGACUCUUGUCCUAAACUCAACUGUAACUCUCAGAAAACCAGCCUCAAGAUCAGUCAGGACAUUCAGUAUGCUAUUGAUCUGAAGAGAGAGGCUGCUUUUUUAGUUAGUGGUGGUAAAACUUUCAGUAAUAGUGGAAGGGACACAAGAUAG